AUGGCCAUCCAAAUCCUUGCCACGAAAGGCGAUUACAAUCCCCUCGGUUGCCACUGGGUCCGCCAUUUCUUACAGCGUAAUAAAACCGUUCAUAUGAUCGUCAGUAGAUCGACUGCAGCUGGUCUAAUCAACGCAAUCAAUCAACAAGCGACUGUCAAUUCUUUAAGAGUUUUUGACCACUCAGGAAGCUGCUUAAAUACCCAGCCUAAUGAUUCCUACAAUAUGGAUGAAAGUGGCAUAAAUUUAGCAGUAUGUAAUGAAUUCAUAGUAGCUAGACCAUGA
Molecule: messenger RNA, 282 nt
Organism: Bipolaris sorokiniana ND90Pr
Lineage: Eukaryota; Fungi; Ascomycota; Dothideomycetes; Pleosporales; Pleosporaceae
Exons: 1
Coding region: 1-282 (93 amino acids)
Source: RefSeq, a predicted model, not a curated record